CGCCUAAUGUUGCGAUAUUUCGUAUUUCUCCCAAAAUGCAGUUGGUGACAUUUAUCUGUCGAUAGAUGGCGCCAUCGUGCAGAAAGCGAUCAGCUGAUACCAGCUGAUAUCGCAUAUCGCACGCGUCGUGUUGCAGCUCUACGAGUUGCACGUUAUUUAUUAAACGUUAUAAAAUGUUAUAUCGUUACAAGUAAUCCGCGAUUGAUCGGGCGCGUAAAACCGUACGCAUCUCUACGUUUUUUGACUCGAAUCUGGUGAUAAGACGAGACGAAACGCGUCAGCCUGCAGAUCUGUGGUGCUUGCGAGGUUAUGUAUGUCAGAUAUCACCAGCGUCUCGCGUAUCCCUCGUCCUCGGGCCGCGACGAAAAUCAACGUAUUAAUGAAUCCUACUAGUGAUUCUGCGAAUCAUCAGUGAAACAUCGACGGCAAGGACACGAAAAUGGCGGAUUAUUGGAAGUCCCAAGGCCGCAAGUUCUGCGACUUCUGCAAGUGCUGGAUCGCCGAUAAUAAACCGAGUAUCGACUUCCACGAGGGCGGCAAGAAGCACAAGGAAAAUGUCAGUAAGCGGCUCAAGGAGAUUCAUAAGAAUAGCGCAAAGCAGGCAAAACAGAAUAAAAAAUUUGAGGAUGAUAUCAAGAAGAUGGAAAAUGCGGCUAUGGCUGCGUACUUGAGGGAUGUCGAGAAUAACACGCGAGAUAUGACUGCUCAGAAAAUCAUGAAAGAGAAACUGAACAGGGUAGAAACAAAAGAAACGCCUCAAAAUUGCAAUCGUAUGCCGUCAGCCGCCCCAGAGACUGUACCAAGAUUCAAAAGCAAUAACGAACAGUUCUCGCCGAAAGUGGAUCCUUGCGACCCUACAACUUUACCAAAGGGCGUUCCAUCGUUUCCACGAGUCCAGCAGCACGGCGGCGAGAACAGGACUCAAGGGAAGAGCAAGGCGAACAAAGGGAAGGGAAAAGGGAAGAAAACCCAGGAGGAUGAUCGUCCAACCGCAGCCGUCAGAAAACUAUGGUACGAGGCUCGCAGUCCCGAAGGAUACACUUACUAUUGGCACAUUGAAACGAACGAGUCGGUUUGGGAGCCUCCGGAGGAAGGUUACAUGACUUUCGCGGAGCAAGAAGAGGAAGCAAAGGAGGAGACGCUUCAGAGAGAGCUCAUGGAACAAUUGGAUAAAGAGGAAGUGUCUGAGAAGACGGAUAUUCUUGAGGAACAACGAGCCAACGUCGAGAGGGAGAAGAUGAAAGAGUUCAGGAAACGACCCGUUGAAAACGACGCUCAAGGUGACGACAAAAGUGUGGAAAUAAAGAAUGUGGCUGCCGAAGAGGAACGACCUUACUGGCGAGACUACAGUGUGCCCGAGAGACCGCAGCCUUACGGAUCCUGGCAAGUCGUGGAUACAAGCAAAAAGAAACCAAUAGAUCUCCAGUUACCAAAGCAACAAAAGCAGAUACAGCUACCCACGUUUACGAAGUUCGAGCCACCGCCACUGCAGAGAACUUUUAAAGAAAAAACUGUCACGCAAAUUAGUACCGGUGAUAGUGAUGAUGAAGAGGCAUCGACUAUCUUUAAAAAGAGAAAGAUUAGUAACAAGAGCGUGCGAAAAAGAACGACUGAUGAUUGAUCGACAAUAUUAAUUUAUGAAAAAAGGUGAUAUAAUUUUUUAUUAUUUGGUUUAUUUUGAGGUAUUUAAAAAAAAGGACAAUUAAAUAUUAUUAAAUUAGUUAUUAAGUUAGUAAUAUUUGAGAGUCUUAGGUUUGUAUUUGUAUAAGUUUAGAGUCUUCAAUUAUACAUAUUUUACUAGAAAAGCAUGUAAAUAAAAAAAUCAUACUUUGUAAUCUACACAAA
Messenger RNA from Solenopsis invicta (red fire ant), 1845 nucleotides. Its product is annotated as WW domain-binding protein 4. Gene Ontology annotation, biological process: mRNA splicing, via spliceosome. The coding region runs from base 440 to 1621 and encodes 393 amino acids. The transcript is spliced from 7 exons. The record is from RefSeq and is a predicted model, not a curated record. Gene Ontology annotation, cellular component: precatalytic spliceosome; nucleus. Gene Ontology annotation, molecular function: zinc ion binding; RNA binding; protein binding. NCBI's taxonomy places the organism in Eukaryota, Metazoa, Arthropoda, Insecta, Hymenoptera, Formicidae.